CUCCUCGACUCGAGUUACGGCAACCCCUGCUCCUCCUCUCUUUUCUCGACAUUACCCGCUGAUCAGAUGGGAUGCAUCAGACUCCGUAUUCUGGGCCUUUUCAAUGCCGAUCCACAAGUCUACGACGUUGUAUUUGUACAAAACAUCCAAGCUGCAGUCGAGAUCAUUGGCCAUUCACUGCAGGAAAUGACUGGGAAACAGAAAGGACCACAAUGGCUUGGAUACUAUGCCGGCAUGUAUAGCAACAUCGCGUGCCUGACAGAGUCAAGGCCUCGUACCAAAUGCUUCGGGGACGAACAUGAAGUACAAACCUGGAUUCGCAAGGGCAAAUUUCGGCAGAGACGUGGCCUCUUCGCAUAUCCAGGUCAAACAACACCUGGGGCCCGAGUUCUCCCUUUAGAGUGGUAUGUGGGUGCGAUUACGAUCCAGUUCAGUCAAGGCUCGGUGUAUGUCAUGGUCGACGCGUCAGCACUCUGCUGUACCGGCGGACUAGACUUCUCCUACCAUUACGCCUUGCCUGAUUUCGUGACGGUUACGCUCGAUCGCAUCUUUGGAUAUCCUGAUCUCAGUGCUUUACUCAUCCGCCGUGCCGCGAUACGACAGAUUUGGGGACAUGGCGUCGCGGCUGGGCCUAUACACAAAGCUCUUGAAGGUGCCUCUCUUCCAACACAUAAAUUGCUUGCGCUGGAUUGCGCGAUAACUGUACUGUAUCGACUGUACGGUACAGAGCCAAUGUCGACGAUCUCGCAACAUACAACGAGCCUCAUCAAGACUUUGUAUAGUCGAAUGUCCAGCGCUAGACAUCGUAAUGGCCAAUUAGUCUGCGAGUUCUACGACAAUCACAUGGGCACAGUCGGCGACGCUUCAACUCACGGAGCUACCAUCGUGUUCAACAUACUGGCUAUUGAUGGUACCAUGGUGGAUCCCGAUAGCGUUCUAGCAUUCGCUCGGCAGCGACACAUAUAUCUUGGAAGCGCGGAUGUA
Messenger RNA from Zymoseptoria tritici IPO323, 984 nucleotides. RefSeq lists its product as uncharacterized. The annotation marks the transcript as partial. Gene Ontology annotation, molecular function: molybdenum cofactor sulfurtransferase activity. The transcript is spliced from 2 exons. NCBI's taxonomy places the organism in Eukaryota, Fungi, Ascomycota, Dothideomycetes, Mycosphaerellales, Mycosphaerellaceae. The record is from RefSeq and is a predicted model, not a curated record. Gene Ontology annotation, biological process: molybdopterin cofactor metabolic process.